Molecule: messenger RNA, 321 nt
Organism: Cladophialophora immunda
Lineage: Eukaryota; Fungi; Ascomycota; Eurotiomycetes; Chaetothyriales; Herpotrichiellaceae
Exons: 1
Coding region: 1-321 (106 amino acids)
Source: RefSeq, a predicted model, not a curated record
AUGCCAGAACGUUGUGCAGUUGGUUGGUACGUACUCCCAAUCCAGGCGCGCUCGAUCGAGAGGACAAUCCCGCCCAAAUCCACCGGCAAGGCGGUCCUAGACGCCACCACCAAGACUGCUGAGUUGUACUUCCAGGCUCUUCACCUCGCCGACAAACCUUCAGACAAGCAGAGGCUGGACGCCAGGUUCAACGAACUCCUAGCAGCCCAGAAUGAACAGCAAAGACCGGUCCCUACGGCAGCGUCAAAAGAGGUCCUCAAACCACCUAUCUCGAGCUCACCACGAGAGAAAAGAUCAUACUUCUGGAGGGCGGUAGAAUAG